Messenger RNA from Trichosurus vulpecula (common brushtail), 321 nucleotides. RefSeq names its product vesicle-associated membrane protein 3-like. Gene Ontology annotation, molecular function: syntaxin-1 binding; SNAP receptor activity. Lineage: Eukaryota; Metazoa; Chordata; Mammalia; Diprotodontia; Phalangeridae. Gene Ontology annotation, cellular component: plasma membrane; SNARE complex. The coding region runs from base 1 to 321 and encodes 106 amino acids. The transcript has a single exon. The record is from RefSeq and is a predicted model, not a curated record. Gene Ontology annotation, biological process: SNARE complex assembly; vesicle fusion; vesicle-mediated transport.
AUGUCGACCAGCAGCCCUCCUGCUUCUGUCGAUGCCUCUGGCAGCAGUCGCCGUCGUCAGCAGGCGCAAAACCAAGUCGAUGAGGAGGUGGACAUGAUGCGAGUCAGUUUGGACAGAGUUCUGGAGCGAGAUCAGAAACUUUGUGAGUUGGAUAACCUCGCGGACACCCUGCGAGCAGGGGCCUCCCAGUUUGAGAUGAGUGUGGCCAAAUUGAAGAGGAACGACUACUGGUGGAAGAAUUGCAAGGUGUGGGUGAUACUAAUUACCACUGUGAUUGUCAUCAUCCUCGUUGUGGAGUACUUCUUCAUGAACAGCCAGUGA